Megalops cyprinoides (Indo-Pacific tarpon) is the source of this 2310-nucleotide messenger RNA. RefSeq names its product clavesin 2 (gene clvs2). Gene Ontology annotation, cellular component: membrane. The coding region runs from base 867 to 1856 and encodes 329 amino acids. Gene Ontology annotation, molecular function: phosphatidylinositol bisphosphate binding. The transcript is spliced from 5 exons. Lineage: Eukaryota; Metazoa; Chordata; Actinopteri; Elopiformes; Megalopidae. The record is from RefSeq and is a predicted model, not a curated record.
GGUGUCAGGACGUGAUGAAUAGAGAACGCUUCCCCCUCCUCCGCCAUGCUAUGACGGACUGACUGUACCUCCGGAGCAAUGGUUUUCCGUCACUUUCACCAGCAACAAAGCGGCAGCACUGACGUAAACCAUACAGCACAGCAGCGAGGAAUAAGGCGUUCUGAUCCGGGACACUUGGAGCCGAAACAAUAAAAACCUAAAAUUACCAACAAACAAACAAAAAGGAUGGGAAUUGUCUACCAAGAGCGAAUGAGGGUGUCGGCGGAAACCGUCCCCGUGAUUCUUGCCCUGUAAUCCGAGGGAAUCUGCUAGCUAUAGUUGCGCUUUGAAAUGAGAUGUGAUCUGAAGGCAGAGUUAUGACAAGAGUUGCUGCAGGGUGCCGCAGCGCCUGGCUGCUUGAUAGUAGGUAGUUUGAUGCUUUUAUGGUAAUUGUGGUCUUUGGGUCUUUGGGGUGGGGAUGGGUGAAUAAACGGCUCUGAUAUAAUUGCGUUAAAUCAGUGCGGUGACCACCAAACGGCAGGAUAAAUGCAAUUGUGAAACAUCCACCUAUACCGCAUUCUGGCAAUCGCAGCUACAGGCAACAGAACUGAACAGAGGGGUUAGGCAUAUUCAGACAAUUUAAUGAAAAACUAAAAUACCGGUCAAAAUACCGUCAACGUGCUCAUGGUGCUUUCUACGAAAUGUUUAGUAAAUAAAAGUGUACAAUGCUUGGGACGACUGCUAAAGCCAAGUCUUGUUCUUCUUAAACCUAUGUACUGAACAAGGUUUUCAAAACGUGACGCAUUUAUUGCUGGGAAUCCUUCCUAUCGACUGAAAUCGUCUACCCAAUUUUGCGGCUUGUGGCAAGAGCGGUGAAACAGAAAAACAUGACUCAUUUGCAAGCGGGCUUGUCCCCAGAAACGCUGGAGAAAGCCAAGGUGGAGUUGAAAGAAAACCCAGAUACUUUGCAUCAAGAUAUUCAGGAGGUAAGGGACAUGAUCAUCACGCGUCCAGACAUUGGCUUUCUCAGGACAGACGACGCUUUCAUCCUGCGAUUCCUCAGAGCGCGGAAAUUUAACCACUUCGAGGCGUUCCGACUACUUGCUCAGUAUUUCGAAUACCGCCAGCAAAAUCUGGAUAUGUUCAAGAACUUGAAAGCAACUGACCCGGGCAUCAAGCAGGCUCUUAAAGAUGGAUUUCCGGGGGUGCUGUCCAACUUGGAUCGAUAUGGCAGGAAAAUUCUGGUUCUGUUUGCUGCUAACUGGGAUCAGAGCAGGUACACGUUUGUGGAUAUACUACGAGCCAUCCUGUUGUCUCUGGAGGCCAUGAUUGAGGACCCCGAGCUGCAGGUGAAUGGAUUUGUGUUGAUUAUCGACUGGAGCAACUUCACCUUUAAGCAAGCUUCCAAACUAACCCCAAGCAUGCUGCGAUUGGCCAUAGAAGGCCUUCAGGAUAGCUUCCCAGCCAGAUUUGGAGGGAUCCACUUUGUCAACCAGCCCUGGUACAUCCACGCUCUCUACACUGUCAUACGACCCUUUCUGAAGGACAAGACUAGAAAACGGAUUUUCAUGCAUGGCAACAACCUAAACAGCCUGCACCAGCUCAUUCACCCUGAGAUCCUGCCGUCGGAACUGGGUGGGGUGUUGCCCCCCUAUGAUAUGGGCACCUGGGCACGCACGCUACUGGACCAUGCCUACGACGAGGAGCCCGAGUACACCCCCGAAUCCUACACCCUCUCUGUGAAGGACCUGGAGAAGGACCUGUCCCCCAAAACCAUGAAGAGGUCGCAGUCGGUGGUGGAACCCGGAGUGCUGAAACGACCAGAGAAGGUGAAGAGUGAAGAGGAGAACCUCCAGCCACUGCUGUCACUGGACUAAGGGAAACAGCGCCCCCUACCAGUGGGGAUGGCAAGCCCACCCGGUUCCUGAAAACAUGUACAGUGCACACAAAGGAAAGGGCAAGGACAGUAGAAUGGAAACAUCAGAAGAAUGUCUUGUACUGAAAUGGAUGUCAAGAGAUUCAUCUGAAAGCUAACAAAGGGAACAGAACAUAAGAAAAACGCAGUGUUCCUGGUUUUAUUGCUAAGUGCCAAUUCAGAACUGUUCAUACGCUUCAGAUAAACAGUACACUUUGGGUAUUGAAGUGCUUGUGAUGGCAACAGGUGUACAGAUAAAGACAGAUGUGAAUAUUCCAUAUGUGUUUGUGGUGAAAUAUUAUGUGAUGAACUGGGGGGUUGUUUGGAAGAUGCACCCAAAGCGAAGAGUCCCUCGGUAUCUCAGUAUCCACACAGACAGCGCAGCUCAGGGUCAGAAUUUAAUAAUGGCACCGCCA